AGCUUUCACAGCUUUGAGUUUUACACUCGUUAGGUACUACAAUGUUAGGUCCUAGGUCCUACUCCUAGACCAUCAAAUCAGCCUCAGCGUCUCUUCAGAGCACCGUGUCGUCCUGACUUACCUUCCAAGGUCUACCAAAAUCCAUUUUGCAGGUCUUGUGCAGGCAGCAAACAACGCCGGAAGAAAGCCUUUGUUAUCGACUUAGCAUCCAUCGAAACACCUGCUGAUUUUGGGUGGUGGGACUAGUGCGCGCUAUCAUGGCUGACGAAUUCCGGUUGAACAGCUCGAACUUCAAGGACGGAGGCCACAUUCCUCGCAAGCACACCGCUGAUGGCACAGUUGAUAAGAAGGAUAUCAGCCCCCAGCUGUCCUGGCACAAUGUACCUGAGGGGACAGAAAGCCUGGCGCUCAUCAUGGAAGACUUAGAUGCUCCUGACCCGGACUCUCCAAUUGUGCCCUGGGUCCAUUGGGUUGUGGUCAAUAUCCCUCCCACUCUUCAUGGUCUGCCGGAGAACUUCCGGGUGCACGGCCUGGACGAGAGCGAGAUCAAGAAGGAGCACCAGGGCAUCGCUGAGGGGUACAACGACUUCAAGCAGCCGGGGUACCGGGGGCCCGCGCCGCCGACCGCCGCUGCCCAUCGCUUCGAGAUCCGGCUGUACGCGCUCGACAAGAUGUUCGAGAAGCUGCCCAACAAGAUUACCAAGCCCGUUCUGGAAGACGCAAUGGAGGGGCACAUCCUGGGGGAGGCAAAGCUGACGGGGAUGCACGGUCAUGAGAAGAUGGGUCCUCGAGGGAACGACAGCUACAUUCCUCCCGGCCAUCCAAUGACUAGCCCAGCGCAAAUGAGAUAGAUUCGAUAACGUGCAUCGAACGGGGUUAGUUUUACUGGUCGAAUCACGGAGAUCAGGUUUGCGCUUAUGAGGAUCAUCUCAUCUUACACGCAGAGCGAGGAUUUUGGCAGUCAGCUAGGAGACGGGGAAGAGCAAUUUGUACUUUAGAGUUGGUCAAUGUAUCGUAAGGGGUCGAAAUGUAUUGUAUUCCAUUCAGAAACAGCUGUUUCGCUCAAAUUUGGCCAUAUGAAACGGCUGAAUGGCCGUUUCAAAUCAUUGAAUGCGGUUCCAAACUGUUCCGCAGUUUUCCUAGUUCGAUCUGACUUCCGCCUUCCAAGUUGGGGUGGACAAAGCAGAAUACGUUGGUUGUCGUCAUCUGGCUCUGGCUGCAAAUUGGUAAGUUCGUUUGAACUUCGAGUAUACGGUACCUGCAUGGAGCCUAAGUUCGAAUCUGCAGUUUGGAAUGGCAAUGAACAAAUGCGCAGCCACGCGGUUACAUAGUCUGGACCUUAGCUUCGUAAGGAUCUUUCCAAUGUUGUACAAGUUCGCCGGA
Messenger RNA from Klebsormidium nitens, 1383 nucleotides. NCBI's taxonomy places the organism in Eukaryota, Viridiplantae, Streptophyta, Klebsormidiophyceae, Klebsormidiales, Klebsormidiaceae. The record is from the annotation of a GenBank genome assembly.